Messenger RNA from Temnothorax curvispinosus, 1372 nucleotides. RefSeq lists its product as uncharacterized. The record is from RefSeq and is a predicted model, not a curated record. NCBI's taxonomy places the organism in Eukaryota, Metazoa, Arthropoda, Insecta, Hymenoptera, Formicidae. Bases 228 to 1205 code for a protein of 325 amino acids. The transcript has 3 exons.
UUAUUUUUAAUAAAAAAAUAAAUAAAGCGCGACAAUGUCAUUAUUAGACGAUUUUUGGCGAUGAUUUGGUACAUAUACCAAAGUUGGUAUCGGUGGUUGUUAUUUGCUAUUGGUUCUAGUGCAGUUUGGUACCCUUUGAUUGCUUAUACCAGCCAGAGUCACGCCAAAAACAGCCAAAAAUCGCCUGUUGUUAGACGCGAAAUUGCACACCACGUUGCCACGCAAUUAUGUUAAGCUUAAUAGAGUUCGGGCAUCUGACAUAUUGUCAGGAUAAGUUAAUAGAAUUUUUAAUCGAACAUGGUGUUUUAAUGUCUACAAUUAAAUGUAAUGAAUGUAAUAGGGACAUUAAUAUUGAUAAAGAAACAUUAAUGUACCGAUGUAGAAGACGGUACUACGUAAAAAAUCAGCACAAGAAACGUGUGUCGAAGCAGUGCAAUUUCAAGAAAAGUGCCAAAGCUGGUACUUGGUUCGAAUGGUUCGGAAAAAAUCAUCUUGACGUGGCAACAAUAUGCAAAAUUGUUGCUUGCUUUUUAAUGUUGAAUUAUCCACGUCAAGAUGACACACAAGAUGAAACUGGCGUUUCGUCGGCCACGAUUGUUGACUGGUUCAAUUUUUGUCGAGAGGUCUGUGUGUUCUGGGCUGAAAAACAUAGUGAUAAACUUGGUGGCCCAGGACGCACAGUAGAAAUCAAUGAAGCAAAAAUUGACAAAAGUUACAAUCGUGGUCGGCUCAUAAGAGAUCACUGGAUUUUCGGAGGAUAUGAGCGAGACACAAAGAAGAUUUUCAUCGUGCCAGUACAGGAUCGAACUGAACAGACACUUCUGGCGUGUAUCAAGGAGUGGACAUUGCCAGGCACUACCAUCGUGUCAGAUUGUUGGAAGUCCUAUAAUUGUUUAAACAAUGAAGGCUUCCAACAUCUGACAGUAAACCACUCAUACAACUUCGUCGAUCCUGAAACUGGCACGCAUACGCAGCAUAUAGAGCGCGUUUGGAUAGAGGUUCGCGAAAAUAUCCCAAGGUACGGAACCACGGAGGAUCACGUCCUCCUUGAACAUUUGUGCGAAUAUCUCUUCAAACGCGCCUAUAGCCGCUUGGAGCGUAUAGAAAACUUCUUUGAUGUCAUCGCAGAAUUAUAUCCUCCGAUUACAUCCACUUUUGAGGACCAGCCAGAAACAUCCGACGAACCAAGUACCAGCACUGCUUAGAGAUACGUUUCUUGUGCUUAUUUUUUAUGUAGUACUGUUUUUCUACAUCAGUACAUUAAUGUUUCUGUAUCAAUAUUAAUGUCACUACUAUACAUUCACACAUUUAAUUGUAGAUGUUAUAAAACACCAUACUGGAUUAAUAAAUCUAUUAACUUUUCCUGACAGUA